Molecule: messenger RNA, 543 nt
Organism: Volvox carteri f. nagariensis
Lineage: Eukaryota; Viridiplantae; Chlorophyta; Chlorophyceae; Chlamydomonadales; Volvocaceae
Exons: 4
Coding region: 1-543 (180 amino acids)
Biological process (GO): brassinosteroid biosynthetic process
Molecular function (GO): oxidoreductase activity, acting on the CH-CH group of donors
Source: RefSeq, a predicted model, not a curated record
AUGAACGUCGUACUCCUGGCCGGCUGGUUGCUGCACUACCUGUACCGUGGUAUCGUACACCCCCUUAUAAUGCCGUACAGCUCCAAAACCGUGGCCGUGGGCAUCACCCUCGCGGGCAUCUUCCCCAACCUGCUCUUCAGCUACCUGAUUGCGGCGCAGCUAGCAUGUACGAACUACCCCUCUGACUGGGCAUCCCAGCCGCGCUUUGUGAUCGGCGCCGUACUGUACGGCAUAGGUACGGUAAUUAACCGCUGGGCAGAUCUGAAGCUGCGUGCUGGCCGGCUGGCCAUGGGGAAACACAGGCACUAUUUCAUACCCCGUGGUGGACUGUACGAGCUUGUCAGCUGCCCCAACUACCUAGGGGAGCUCCUAGAAUGGACCGGCUACGCUCUGGCGGUGUGGAGCUGGCCCGCCCUGGCGUGGGCCCUAUUCGGGGCGUCUACUUUCAUACCGCGGUCGCUAACCAACCAUAGGUGGUACAAGGAGCACUUUGGGAGUGACUACCCCGCUGGAAGGAGGGCGCUUGUGCCUUUCGUUCUGUGA